AUGUUUGACGCGCAGAUAUGGAAUGAGGAGGAGAGUGGUCUGUUGGAGGAGCAGUUGCGGCGCCAUGGGCGCCAUGUUCGCCUUGAAGGCGGCAUCAGCCUGUCAUGCGCUAUCAUCGCCCCGCCCUGUAUGCAAGACCAGCCACACCCACCUUCUGAGGACACUCGAAUCUCGACUCGGAGUGAGCAGGAGAGUGGUCUGUUGGAGGAGCAGUUGCGGCGCCAUGGGCGCCUUGAAGGCGGCAUCAGCCUGUCAUGCGCUAUCAUCGCCCCGCCCUGUAUGCAAGACCAGCCACACCCACCUUCUGAGGACACUCAAAUCUCGACUCGGAGUGAGCCGGAGAGUGGUCUGUUGGAGGAGCAGUUGCGGUGCCACGAGCGACUUGGGAAACCGAUCAGCGUCCCUCCUCACUUCAUCAACGACAAGCCUCAUGACAAGCCUCACGACAAGCCUCACAACAAGCCUCACAACAAGCCUCCCACACAUGCUGAGGAUCUUCGAAUCCGGAAUCAGAAAUCCGGCCACGGGCAAAUUGAAAAUUCCACUGUGGUGCCGAAGACGACUGUGGAACCCGACGUGACAUGCCACGGCCACAGCCACGGCUGGCUUGAAGAAUCCACUGUGGCGCCAUUCGUGUAUCGACCUAGCUUGCCAAUGCACCCCCAGGAGCCCCUGGCACUUCCGUCCCAUUCAAAGGGUCCUUCUGCAAUCCCAGCUUUCGAGAGAGCCGUGGGUGGGCUUUUCACAGAGGAGCAGCGACAGCAAGUGGCAGUGGAGAGCUGGAUCGCACAUGCCUUGAGCGCCUCUGCAUCAGAGGGGAUUCUUGAGACGCCUCAAAGCCUAAGCGCCUCUCCUCAAAACCUGAGCGCCUCUCCUCAAAGCCUGAGCGCCUUCGUGACAGAGAAAAUGGCCCAGCAGCAUCUGGUGCAGCAGCAGCAGCAGCAAGUGGCGACAACCAGCUGGGUGGAACACGCUGAGCUGGCAGGGCUGGCUCUGCCGCCCAAUCUGAUCCGAGAAUCUGCACUUGCCGCCCGGUUCGCGCAGAAGCAAAUGCAGAUGCAGGAGAAAGUUUCUGGUGCUUUCUGCCGGCCUGCUGCCUCUGGGGCCUGUUACAAGCGCGAAAGAGGCCAUGGCUUGACAGAGGGAGAGCCUUUUGAGAAGUCUCGAAGGCCUCUCUUCUCACAUACCACCACUCCUGAUGUUUGCUGCACAGACGCUGUGCCUGGUGCUUCCUGCUCAGCUGCUGCCUCCACGGAUGUUUACUGCUCAGCUCCUGCCUCCACGGAUGUUUACUGCUCAGCUGCUGCCUCCACGGAUGUUUACUGCUCAGCUGCUGCCUCCACGGAUGUUUACUGCUCAGCUGCUGCCUCCACGGAUGUUUACUGCUCAGCUGCUGCCUCCACGGAUGUUUACUGA
Messenger RNA from Closterium sp. NIES-65, 1416 nucleotides. Lineage: Eukaryota; Viridiplantae; Streptophyta; Zygnematophyceae; Desmidiales; Closteriaceae. The record is from the annotation of a GenBank genome assembly.